UGUACUCGGUCAGCUGACCAAAGAAUGUGCGAGUUAGCAAACAUUGCAGUCUCUCGCCCGCAGCUCGGAGGGGAAGCACGAUUCCACGUCGAGGCCCGUUUGAGCGCAUGUCGUCACCGGGAUAGUUCGAUGAAUGGAUCCGACCGCCGCUACUGAGCCGCCGGUGCAAAGCGACUGCGAGCCGGAGAGUAGUUCAUUCCGGAGCUGGUGGCCUUCUUGGCGUCCGACAUCCAUGUCCCGUCUGAAGGCGACCGACAGCAAGAUCCUGAGCUGUAUUCAAAAUGAUCUUUGGGCUCGGUUUGUCACACUUCCAACCCAAGAUCGAAUAUGGACUCUGACCAUCACCAACAAAGUAGCGAAAAAACCUGCCGAGCAAGUUUCUAAAACUCCCCUGGUGAUGGUCCACGGCUUUGGGGGAGGGGUAGGCCUAUGGAUUAGGAACCUGGAUCCAUUGAGUCGGGCACGGCCCGUUCACGUCUUUGACCUCCUCGGGUUCGCCAGAAGUUCCAGGCCGACUUUCCCGUCCGACGCGGACAAAGCCGAGGAGCAGUUUGUCACCUCCAUAGAGCACUGGAGGCAGGCUGUCGGCGUGGAGAAAAUGGUCCUGCUGGGUCACAGCCUGGGUGGGUACCUGGCUACGUCCUACGCCAUCCAGUACCCCUCAAGAGUGUCCCAUUUAAUCCUGGUCGACCCCUGGGGGUUCCCCGAGAGUCCAAACGUCCAGAACCAGGAGGGCCGAGGUCAGGCCGCCGAGUUGGUGAGGAGGUCGUCUCCGCCACGCUGGGUGAAAGCCAUCAUCUCCGUCAUUUCCCUCUUCAACCCACUGGCUGUCAUCCGGGCGGCCGGCCCCUGGGGUCCGGGUCUGGUGACCAAAUUUCGCCCCGAUUUCAAGAGGAAGUUUGAAGAUCUGUUUGACGAUGACACCAUGACCCAGUACAUCUACCACUGUAACGCUCAGACUCCGAGUGGAGAGGUGGGUUUCCGGGCCAUGGCCGAGUCUCUGGGCUGGGCUAAGAAGCCCAUGAUCCACCGGGUCCACCUGCUGCCCAGCACCAUGCCGCUCACCAUGCUCUACGGGGCCCAGUCCUGGGUCGACAGCGCCUCAGGGGAGAAGGUGGUACAAAUUAGGGGCCCCACCCACACUAAAGUGCUGCUUGUAAACGACGCUUCUCAUCACGUGUAUGCCGACCAACCAAAGAAGUUCAACAAAGUGGUAGACAACAUUUGUAACUCCGUGAACUGAGUGUGGUGUGUGUGUGUGUGUAUGUUUGAAUGUGUGUUUGUGUGUGUGUGUUUUUAUAAAGCGAAGCCCAGGAAGUUUUUUUUUUUUUCAUAUGAUUUUUCUGCAUCUGUACAUUGAAAAAGACAUUUCGUCCUGAUCUGUCCUCAUUUAUCCAUGCUAAGGUUUGGCCAUUGUUGUGAAAAAGAAGUCAGUUUGUUGCUGUUUUGAAGCAUAACAAAAACAUGUUGUCUUAAUUGGCCAGUGUAGGAAAAACAACUAAAAUAUGUUAUUUUUUUACAAUAACUAAAGCGAAGAUUAUUCCUCUAUGCCAUAAUGUUUGUUCAUUAAAAGCAAUAAAAUAUUUGAAACAGUU
Molecule: messenger RNA, 1595 nt
Organism: Nerophis ophidion (straightnose pipefish)
Lineage: Eukaryota; Metazoa; Chordata; Actinopteri; Syngnathiformes; Syngnathidae
Gene: abhd4
Product: abhydrolase domain containing 4, N-acyl phospholipase B
Exons: 8
Coding region: 134-1243 (369 amino acids)
Cellular component (GO): lipid droplet
Molecular function (GO): phosphatidylcholine lysophospholipase A1 activity
Source: RefSeq, a predicted model, not a curated record